CGCCGUACCUUGGACACUGCUGAGACUUUGACAAUGUUGUCGCGUCAAGUAUUAACCGUUGUUGGUGACGUACAUUCUCAGCAUGAAGUAGAACCAAUUCUUAAAGAAGUGCAAAAGUCUUUGCCAAAUGCACCCAAGAAACCUGAACCUUUCGAUUCAAGAGAAGCGUCGGAAGUCGGAAUGUCGAUAGGCAAUACGUUCGUAAUAUCUGAUACUGAACUUACGCAGUUUCAUGAGGAACAUUCCGAAGAGAUGAAAGAUCAGCUUGUGUCCAAGAAUUUUGAUGAAGGAGGCUCCAUGACAAGCCUAUGCGAGAGCACUACAUUAGAUGUGUCGUUAGCCAAUCUUAUGGUAGUGGAGGGAGAAGUCGAGGUGCAUGCUCAAGAUAGAGGUGGUUCACGUAUGAGCGAGUCAGUUGAUCUCAUUACGGUAGAAGCUGCUGAUUCUACUGCAGUUGAGAAGGUCUCUCCACCAUCUACCCUGGCAGAAGCGAGCUUGCAUAGGAAUUUUAUCGCGAAUUUACCUUCUGAAACUUCAAAAAAGGAGAAGAAAUCGCAGUUCGAAGAGAGUAAGGAUGAAUCAGUUAGUGACAAUUCUGCUGCGCAAUUGCAACCAAACACUUCUUUGCUUUCUGAAGAAACUGUAGAGAAGGGAGAGCUUGAGCUUUCAACUUCACUGAUUGCGCAAGACAGUAAUGACCGCUCUGCAACGAUCUCUGGCGGAAACAUUGUGCAUCAGGAUAUCUCAAAAGAAGAUCUCGAUGAGUUUGCUCGCAUGGGUGAAAAAAAGAAUGAAAUUGCUGAGUCAGUUCCGGGGAAAAAGUUUGUUGACUUGUCGAUGGAGGACAAAGCAAAAGCGGACACACAAAAAGGUAAAAGGGAGGAAUACAAGUGCAGAAGCAACUCUAUUUCCAUUCUUUCUAAACGUAACCAGAAUUGA
This is a messenger RNA of Strongylus vulgaris, 939 nucleotides long. The record is from the annotation of a GenBank genome assembly. NCBI's taxonomy places the organism in Eukaryota, Metazoa, Nematoda, Chromadorea, Rhabditida, Strongylidae.